GCGUCUUUCUGUGCGCUUUUCCUGCAGGUGGACAUGCUGGAUCCGCGCGUAAUUACGCACUAAAACCUGGAUUAAAACAAACUUUUCACCCUUUUUCCCCUCACAUUCAACAAAGAGAUGUUGGCGAGAAAGAGCAUCAUCCCGGAGGAGUUUGGACUCCCGGGGCUCGCCUCUCGGAUGCCCAGAAAACCGGUGUUCAGGGACCGGGUAAACAAGGCGCGCUUCAUCGCCAAAAACGGAUCGUGUAACUUGGCGCACAAGAACAUCCGGGAGCAGGGGAGAUUCCUGCAGGACGUGUUCACCACGCUGGUGGACCUGAAGUGGCGGUUCACGCUGGUCAUCUUCAGCACCACCUUCGUCAGCAGCUGGCUGCUCUUCGCCAUGAGUUGGUGGCUCGUGGCGUUUGCGCACGGGGACCUGGACCCGGUGCGGCACAACGGCACGCACUGCGUCACCGACGUCAAGUCCUUCACCUCGGCCUUCCUGUUCUCCAUCGAGGUUCAGGUGACUAUCGGCUUCGGGGGACGGAUGAUAACGGAGCACUGUCCGACCGCCAUCACCGUCCUCAUCAUGCAGAACAUCGUGGGGCUCAUCAUCAACGCUGUCAUGCUCGGGUGUAUCUUCAUGAAGACGGCUCAGUCGAAUCGCAGAGCGGAGACUCUGAUCUUCAGCCGCCACGCCGUCAUCGCCGUCAGAAACAACUGUCUGUGUUUCAUGAUCCGCAUCGGAGACCUGAGGAAGAGCAUGAUCAUCGGAGCCACCGUCCGGCUGCAGGUGGUGAGGAAGACGACGACCCCCGAGGGCGAGGUGAUCCCGAUCCAUCAGAUCGAUGUCCAGACGGAGACGGUCGUCGCUAACAACAACCUCUUCCUGUUAGCCCCGCUCGUCAUCUGCCACGUCAUCGACAAACACAGCCCUCUGUACGACCUGUCGGCGAUGGAGCUCCAGUGCAGCGACCUGGAGGUGAUCGUGAUCCUUGAAGGAGUCGUAGAGACGACCGGCAUCACGACUCAGGCCAGGACCUCCUACAUCUCCGAGGAGAUCCAGUGGGGACACCGCUUCGGUCCCAUAGUGACGGAGGAGGACGGCGUCUACUCCGUGGACUACUCCAAGUUUGGGAACACCGUCAAGGUGACGACGCCCCGCUGCAGCGCCAGAGAGCUGGACGAGAAGCCCUCCAUCUUGAUCCAGACGCUGCAGAAGAGCGAGCUGUCGCACCAGAACUCUCUGAGGAAGAGGAACUCCAUGCGGCGAAACAACUCCAUGCGUAAAGGCGCGGCAGCGGGGGGGAGCGGGGGGCUCCGGAGGAACAACUCCGGCAUCGCAUCCACUAAAGUGCAGUUCUUCAGCCCCGGAGACGGAGGCCAGAGCAUGAACGCCGUCACCUGACAUGAGGCCGGCCUCCUGCUCCUCCUGGUGGUGAGGAGGAUUCUGGGAAAUGGAGUUUCUCCUUCUCUAACGGGACUCGCUCUCCUCCUGUUCCCUGCCUUAUCUAAACUCGUCUCCUAACACUUGUAUUUCUUUUAUGUUUUUUUAGAAUAAUAUUUCAAAUCUUGCACUUAAUUUCCGUCUCCACAAUCCAAUCAUUUUGAUCUCUUUAUCGUUAUAAUUAAAGCAAUAAAUUACGAUCAUUGGUGCCAUUUUCUUACUGAUUUAAAUCACGGUUAACUACUAUUAGUGGAAGCUAAUGGCAAUAAAUCACCGUACUGUAAGUGUGUAUUUUCACUUUAAUUGUCUGUGUGUUGUUAAAUAAUAAAUGCACUUCUUCUUAACAUCA
This is a messenger RNA of Trematomus bernacchii (emerald rockcod), 1777 nucleotides long. It is a transcript of the gene kcnj8, whose product is annotated as potassium inwardly rectifying channel subfamily J member 8. Gene Ontology annotation, molecular function: ATP-activated inward rectifier potassium channel activity. The transcript is spliced from 6 exons. Gene Ontology annotation, cellular component: plasma membrane. Lineage: Eukaryota; Metazoa; Chordata; Actinopteri; Perciformes; Nototheniidae. The record is from RefSeq and is a predicted model, not a curated record. The coding region runs from base 118 to 1389 and encodes 423 amino acids. Gene Ontology annotation, biological process: regulation of monoatomic ion transmembrane transport; potassium ion import across plasma membrane.